AUGCGGGAGAAAGCCCACAGCGCCAGCGAGCACCUAUCGCUCCGCACACCUCUGAGCACCGACUACGACCAGGACGCCCUACGUCAUCCGCAAUGGACCGCCCAGCCUGCCAACAAGGGCCGUCGCAUCCCUUCGACAUCGAUUCCUCUCAUGAGCGGAGCGUCCUUAACACCCAUCCAUGAUAACUACCGCGAUGACGUGGACGACGGCAUUAUUGUAGACAGCCUCAAGGAUGCGAAAGACCCGCGCAACUGGACCAAAGUCAGAAGGGGAUUAAUCUUCUACAUCAUCCUCGUCGUCUCCGCCCUCCCGGAUAAUGGUGUCCGCCUUACUGCGACUCUUGCGCCGUCAAUUGCGCGCCACCUGGACGUGAGCAAGGCUGCCGCGCAGGGUGUGCUGGCCGCAAACCAGUUCAUGAUCGCCGUGGGCGGGUUGGCUGCGGUCAUGCUUUCGCGUCAUUUCGGAAGAAUGCCUGUGCUUUUCUGGUUCAUGCUCGGAGCUGUAGGGACGAGUGUUGGGCAAGCUGGAGCGGGCAGCUUCGCCGGCUUCGCAGUCGCGCAAGUUUUUAAUGGGUUCUUUACUGGUGUUGCGCAAGGGAACGGAUUGCUUUUCAUCACGGACAUGUUUAGUGAGAGAUGGCAGGAUCUAAUGAUCACGCUCUGGUCUUUCUCCAUUAUUAUUUCUCCAUAUCUGGGACCGGUCAUAGGGGGUUUGCUUGACUCACUCAUCUGGAGGUGGCCUUUGGGUCUGUAUGCUGUCGUCACCAUUUUCGAAUGGCUAGGAGUCGUAAUAGUCGGUCGGGAGACGUGGUACUAUCGUGGCAACGACCAAGACGAACAGCAGCGCCUCCUGAAGUCACGGUCUCUACAACUUAUUGGGGUUGCGCAGUGGAGGUCGCGGAAGCUACGACCAAGCUUGCUGCAAGCAUUCAUGCGAUCUUUCAAGACCAUUGCGAACCCUAUCAUCUUGAUGGUGAACGUCUACUAUUGCAUCACUCUCGCAUGGAUAGUGCCCAUGUCAAGCAUCAUAUUACAACCUAUCUUCUUCUACCAGGAUUGCCUAAACAGAGGCAAUGUCGAAGACACAUGGGAUGAGAACGAAGCCCACCGCAUCGAAUGCCUCUCCAGCUACCACGCCGUUCCAGGCGACAAAUCAGUCUACUCGUUCAGCCCCGAAGCAUCAGGCGCCUUCUACUUCACCCCCAUCAUCGCAGCCAUCUUGGCCCUCCUGGUAGGCAUCUCGCUGCACCUUCGCCAUGUGCGCCAGACACGAUCGAGCAGUCGCGGCGGCGCGGACGUCUGGUCAUCGCCAGAGCGCAAACUCCGCCCCUUGUUCUUUGCACAACCAGUCCUCAUAGCCGGCCUCGUCCUCUUCGGCAUCUUCGUGGAGGCGAACAAGCACUACAUGCUUGUCGCCAUGGCCUGGGGUUUCUACGUCUUCGGCACUCUGAUCGUUACCGCGUCCGUGGCGAAUUAUUUGAACAAAGCCUUCCCGCCACUUGCUGGAGAGUGUGGGGCCUGGUUGAGCGUUUCGAGGAGUGUUGGGGCGUUCGUCCUUGGGUUUGUGGUCGAGGGGACUGUGAAGGGCCCGGGGGACGGGCAGGGGCAAGGUGCUGAGAGGAUGUUUGGGGUUAUGGCGGGGAUUUCGGGGGUAGCGUUCGUGAUCAUAAUGUUUGUAAUGGUGUUUGGGGGAAGACUGAGGGAGAUGGUAAGUAGAAAUAGUGCAGGUGAGAUGACAGGGAAUGAAGAUCCUUGA
Bacidia gigantensis is the source of this 1755-nucleotide messenger RNA. RefSeq lists its product as uncharacterized. Bases 1 to 1755 code for a protein of 584 amino acids. The transcript has a single exon. Gene Ontology annotation, molecular function: transmembrane transporter activity. The record is from RefSeq and is a predicted model, not a curated record. NCBI's taxonomy places the organism in Eukaryota, Fungi, Ascomycota, Lecanoromycetes, Lecanorales, Ramalinaceae. Gene Ontology annotation, biological process: transmembrane transport.